AUGGAGGAUUUAAAAUCAAUAUGUGAAGUUGAACAAAAUUCUUUCUGUGUGGAAUUACUCAAGCGACUCAACUUGCAACGAAACCAGAAUUAUUUGUGCGACAUAACCUUGGUGGCGAAAGAAGGAAACGAGUUCAGGGCCCAAAAGAAUGUGCUGUCGGCGGCGAGUCCGUUCUUCGUGAAACUUCUUCAGAGCGAGAUGAGAGAGAAGGACGAAGGAGUGAUUAGGUUCGAGGACAUCUCAGGGUUGAUCCUUGCAGAUGUUUUGGAGUUUAUCUACACAGGAAUUGUCGAGAUAAAUGAAACGAAUGCCACUGAUCUGAUUACUGCGGCGGAAUAUUUACUCACUGAAGGGUUGAAAACCAAAUCAGGGCGCUUUCUUGAGCAACAAAUGACUAGCUCAAAUUGUAUUUCAACUUUUCGCUCCGCUGAGAAGUAUCGAUGUGAAGAAUUAGUUGCUAAUAGUACAAAGUUCAUACUCGACAACUUCGCCUCCGUAGCAGAAUCAGAGGAAUUCUUAAACCAAAAGGCGGAAGAGGUUGAGAAUUGGAUUUCAAAUGACGAGAUUCGUUUAGCAGCUGAAGAAGACGUCCUCAGAAUCGUACUGAAUUGGAUUGAACACGACAAAAGCGAGCGAAAAAGUAAGUUCAAAAUGCUUUUUGAGCAAGUUCGACUAGUUUUACUAUCGCGUGACUCUUUGCUGACUGUCGUUACGCACGAACUGGUUCGAGAGGACCCUGAUUGUUUGACGAAAGUAUUGGACGCCAUAGAUGUAGUUCGUACCGCAAGCGAGGAUAAUAAAAAUGAAUCACCAAGGAAAAGGCUUGAGACACACGCUGUUGUGGUCGGCGGAGGGAAUCAUUUUUUCUGUCACCUUCCAGAGAAAGACGCUUGGAAAUCUUUGUCCUAUCUCGCAGAGCAGCAAAAUAAAAUCAGCCUGAACACGACGAUGAUAAACUUUCAUGACCAGUUGUAUACCUUUCAGGGCUGUCAAUUUCAAAAAUAUGACCCUGUUUUUAACAUUUGGACGACCUUGGACAUGGAUAGUUCCUAUAGUAUAAAAUAUGUGGGUGUUUGCCGAGGGCAAAUCUAUGCCAUACACAUUGAUAAUAGUGAAACUACUGGUAAAACAUCCACUGUGAAAAACUUUAAUGUGGAAUCGUACUCAUGGCAGACUGUUCACUCCUCCAAUUUAGGCUGCAGGUAUGACUCUUGUAUUGUUGCAGCUGGGAACUGUCUUUAUGUCUUAGGUGGAGAAGCAACGAAAAGUUAUUUAAACCCAGAGUAUGUUACAGUGUCUGAAAGAUUCGACACUAUUGGACAUCAAUGGGAGCAAAUUGCAAGUAUGCAUGAGCAUGAAAGAGGCUAUGCAUUUGGUGUAGCUUUUCACGGCCAAAUUUUUGUCGCAGGAGGGAAGGACAGGAGCGGACAAGUUCUUCGUAGUUGUGAGGUGUACAACAUCUCCACGAAUGAAUGGCAGUCCAUUGAAAGCUUAAAUGUUGGACGUGUGUCUGGGAGCAUGGUGAGUGUAAAUGGAACAAUUUAUGUGUUAGGUGGUUCCCGUUAUCCAGGACAGAAGGAAUACACAGUUGAAGUCUAUGAUCCAGUGGGGAACAAGUGGAACCAAAAGACAACCAUACCGGUACAAAGAAUCCCUGAAAAACAAAGGUCAGCAUUUAAAGGCUGUGCACUGAAACUCUCCAGAGGAGUCCUUGGUAAAAUAAAAUAGCUAUGAUAAUUAGCUAUGAAGAAUUCAAGAAACAUGUAUUCAACAGACACGAAAUUACUCAGUGCACAAAGAAAACUCUUAAUUAAUUUGUUGAUAAAAAAUGAGAAAACUGUAAGAAAAACUAAUUAGCUAACAGCAAUUGUAGCGUUUAACAAGAUUUUAAGUUCGUUAGUAACUUAGAAUAUCAUAAUGUCGCCUCAAAGAACUGUCAGCAGUAGGACCCGAAUCGUGAUAGACAAUUUUUCUUAUGGAGAGGGUCGACCGUAGAUGUAAAGUAGAUGGUAAGCAACUUCAACUGUCAAGCGUUUCAGAAAAUGUUCUCUUAUAAAAGGCCUCCAUUUCACGGCAUUGAUCCUUUUCACAGUAGAGACGGAGUGAAUACGGCCAUUUUCAGUAACCCGUGAUGCUAUUACAUACGCCUUUAAUAUGGGAAUUUUUAAAAAGCAGAGCACUCCAUGUGUUAUUUUGAUUGAUUCUAAAUACUUUGCAAGUAAAAAGUUCUUUAAAAAGUUAGUAUUUUUAUCGCUCUAAAAAGGGCGAGAGCAAUACUGCAAUGCUGAUUUUAUAUAGUUAGUUAAAUAUUCAGCACCUAAUUAUCCUUCGCUCCAGUACUGACGUCAUGAAAAGAGAUGCACUUCUCUGAUCAUCAUACUCCGCAACAGUUGCCAGUGCCUGCGUCGCAGACGCUCUAAACCUUCUAUCAUUCUCGUCCCCAGAGCCACUCGGCUUACUACCACGUGACCAAGAAACGACGGGCUCUGGGGACGAGAAUGAACCUUCUAUAUACAAAUGGUUUAGACGAGUGCGUGGCCCGGCUGCAACGCGGGCUACGCAACAGGUAACCAACUAGGAGUUGUAUCAUAGUAAGAUCUCAUUUUUUCGAUUUAUUCACCAACCAUGUUGACAAUACUAUGAAUUUUUCCAAAUUUACGACUUCAACCAUUUAAAAUACGUGGUUUAUUUUAGUUCAUUUUGUCCAUUUGCGUGUCAGAUUUUAACUAAUUGUAUGCCCUUUCAGGUUUGAUUUUCUAUUUUCUCUUCUUUUAAUUCCGACACUAUAUAUAUUGCUCCUAUAAACUAAUAAUCAAUAUACGUUCAUGUUUUAGUAGGUAUGUGUGCAAAAUAAAGAAUUUAAAAAGCUUCACGAGAGAAUCUCAGUAAAGGAUAGCAUAUUUUUAAUCAAAUUAAACAAACUUUAACAAUUUUUGACCUGCAUUAAGUCCUCAGAAAUUACUAGCAGGAGUUCAGCACGCGGUCUCGAAAGAGCUAGAAAACCUCCUGGUCUGAUGAGAGUUUUCAAGAAAAGGUCCCACAGUCGAACCGUCUCUUUUAGACAUGGAACCCAUCAGUGAAACUCCCAUCAGUCUUCGUUUUGUGUGGAACUGAUGAAACGACUCAACAUGUAGAGCUUUUUCAGAGAAAUAGAUGUGGAUGAAAGCUUUUUUGGAUAUUAACAAAUUUUCUUCAAACCUAGUUUUCGUAUUUCAUGUGAAUGUCGGGAAAAAUCUUAGAGUUUCUCCCCAAAUACCAGAUUUCCCCAGAUAAGAAAAAACACUAUGGUGUUUGUUUUUUUACCCCUGGUAAAAGAGUAAUUCAGGCUCACACAAAUGGUUGUGACACAGAAAAAUGAGUGAAUACACUCUUUUGUACUUGUACGCUUCAUAAGUUGGUCUCGUCUCCCUCGCAGCGGUUUUGGUCUUGUCGCCCAACGCUCCUCUGGGCGCAUUUCCAAACAUUUGACGUAAACUUAGAACUUUUUUAUUGUAUGAGACGUCUUGGUUAGACGUCCUAAUACCGAGAAUUAGGGAGAUAACCGCUUUUUGUUACUGUCCUAAAGUGAUGCAUGUGAUAGUAUGGUAACCGACAGUAUAGUAAAAUAUGCUAGCUUGAAAAUUUUGCUGCUUUUGGAAACCUUUAGUAUUUUGUCAGUCUGAUUUACAUAGAAGCGGUGUCCUAACUGACGUCUGGUGGCAUGUCUGUCCAGAUUACGAGAAAUGCCCAUACUAAAAACGGGGUUGGUAGAUAUACAUGCGAAUCCUUGCUGACGAGAUUAUUAACAUCUGGUUUUAUGAAAGCACGAAGAAAAGACAUCGUGGUUAUUAUAUUGUCCUUUAGAAGAAUUGACUUUAGAAGUUGGAUCAUAAUGUUCUUGGAAACUGUCCAACUACCCCUCCCCUACUACCCCUCCCCUGACCACAUUAGUCAAAGUUCAUUGAAAUAAUUUGAUAACUGCACGAAGCAGUAGUUGCCUGGCAACCUAUAGAAGAUCAUCAAUGACCACUAGGGCCGGGGUUCCCAGUACUUAAUAAGAGCAUCCAACGAAGUUUCUGACUUCGAUUUCCCAGCUGCAACUCGGGAUUUUUUAUCGGAGUUCUUCUCUCCACAACUCUCUACACAUAUUCAUUCUAUUCUAACUCUCAUCCAAAACAUUCUACGGAUCACCCUCUCCUGAGCUUAACAAGGUUUACCGGUACACGUAUUCCUGUUUUCAGGUAGAAUAAUACCUGGUCAGAUUUUGAACAGCUAACGCUGGUUUUAAAGCCUUAUAAGGGAAUAAUAAUCACGUUCAGAUGAUGAGGCAGAAGUGAUCACAAUGCUUCGCCUAUUUAACGUUCCAUGCCUGUCCACUGGUGAAUCCAACUCUCACUCCCCCACACAGCCUUACAACCGAAUCAGCCUAUGAUGGCGUCUAUUUUCACCGGCAAGGCCUAAAUGUGAGUUGUGUUCUUUGCAAAAGUCCCAUUUACUUGAGACGAAAUAUUAACAAGUUGUUCUUGUAGUUUCCUGACUUAACGAACCAACUGUCCCAGUUUGACUUCAAUAUCUUUGAAGUUUCCUUUGCCGGGGUUCGACUGAACCUUGACAUCCUUCAAUUCAAUCCUAUCUACAAGAGAAAUAGUCAUUACACUCACUCACGAAAAAUAAGCUACCCAGGAGACUGUAAAUUCUGCUGCGAAGUACAACGCAAAUUAAUUCCUCCUUUCCUUUCCCUUCAAACAGCUGCCCCGUAGGCUAUCUGGAGAAUGGUUACAAUGUAGCAGUGUUAACAAUUAACAAAUAUAAUCGCUCGUUUCAUCCCAUCUAAGUAAAAAGAUUUACCCGAUUCUGAAAAUGAAAGCUUUCGCAGAGAGCUUAUCCUGUAAAUUCGGGCGGGAAGAGAGGCUUCCUCACCGAAACCCUGCACUCUAUUUCACACUAAAAUAUGGAAUUUCCAUCAUGUCUUCUUUAUUUCACACCUCAACAGCUGUUCUCAAGAGAUCGUUGCGAUCAUGUUUACACCAGGGGUCAAUUUAAUAAAACUUUUACUGUAAUUUACAAGUGUGGCUAUUGUUUUCAGACUUUAAAAAAAUGGCUACACUUGUAAAUUACCCUUGUAAAAGUUUUAUUAAAUUGGCCCCUCAGGUUUAACUUUAAGUAUUGACUUUAGUGAGAGGCUUUUUUCCUAAAACCAGAACUACAGACUAUGAUAUUAUCAAAAAACCGAAUUAUCUGACAAAUUUGUUGAAAUAGUGUUGUUUCACGCAUAGUCACUAAAUUGAUAUGUUAACUAGCAACAGCCUUAAUCAAUCCGAGUUUAAUAUAAUUAAUCAAAAGCAACUGAUUCGAUUUGACAGCGCAUAUUAGCUUGCUGAGCUAGCCAAGGAAUAGCUGAGUACAGAUUUGUUGUAUGUUGUGUAUUUGCUGGUUUCGUUUGUUUCAUUCAUUCUUUAUUUGCCAUGUAUACAAAAAUUUUACAAUGCAAGGUUGGAAUAAUAAGAUUAAAGAAAAAGUAAAUGUCGUGUCCUCUACUGACUACCAAAAAACAAAUACAAUUUCAAGGAUUAGAUGCCUAUUUUUAAAGCAUUAUAGACUUUUGUCACGCGGCGGCCAUUUUGUCUCAGGAGAUUUAAAAAGCUUUGUAUAGAGAACGAGGCUAGCCGUGCAUAAGUAAAGCUUUUUCAAUCUCCUGAGACAAAUGGCCGCAGCCUGACAAAGGUCUAUUCAGUAGAGUAUCUGAUACGUUAUCUAACGGUUGUGUCAGCAACCUAGGAAAUCUUCAAUACAGCCGAACACGUGACUUUCACGGCUACCUCCCAAAAAGUCUCUAGGGACCUUAUAUCCCUGGCCAAUGCUAUGGCUACCUUUACAAUACACUCUUGAAGGGGAAGAUACAAAUCCCGUUUUCGCAGCUUUCUGUAAAAAGUUGUUGCUGUUGUUAAGUGUGUGGUCGCACUAACCACAUGUGUAUGCACUUUCGAAAGGCCUGCAAGUAAACGAGUGAAAUCCCUUUCUUUUGAAAAAUCGCAAAUGCUUUCCUGGAUGACCCUGCGAAUACAGACACCUCUCACCACAGGCUACCCAUAGUAGACAUUCGGAUAUGAAUAACCAAAUAUACAAACACUUCUGGAAUUAACAGACUUGAGUCUUCUCCGGUCCGUAUGAUACCAUAUCGUGCACUUCACUUCUGGCUUUGGCUUGUUCGUGGGUACUCCGGGCAAACUAUUUAGCGUAGAACAAACAAGUGGGAGGCAACCAGUUAGUUAUUCGUUUUAGUCUAUAUUGCCUUUUGACUGCUGUACCUAUGAUCGUAUGUACGUACAUGUAUGAUCACGAUAAAUCCGGCGAUACGAAAUAGUCAGUUUGGGAAUUAUUGCUUACCUAAGGUUCGUGAUUACUGUCAAUUGAACAGUUCAGUUUGUGUUCAAGGUUCAGUUUCCGUUGCAGUUGACGUAGCCAGGCAUGUAAAGUCGACCACUCCUUCCACUUUCGUAUGGUCUAAAAAGACUAGCCUGACUGUUUAGGGGCUGUUGGGUGCUCAAAUACUCGCUUGAGGGUUUUUUUUUGUUUGUUUGUUUUGUUGGUACUGCUGACGUCAGUGAGUGUUGUAUGUCAUCAGCAAAAAGACACAUUCAACUCUCUCUAGGACGGACACCUCUGGGAACGGCACUGUGUCGGUCUUCAUAAGGGAUGUUGUCCAACAGGAUCGCUGCCCUCUGGGGACGAGAACAAUUAUCGAAACGACAUUUCGUGCUCGUACAAGUCAUACCGUUUUUCAUUCCAAAUGAAAUUCUCUUGUUGCGACGGAGUUUCAUUCUAGUAUCAUGUUAACUGAAAACGAACUUUGUUCCGCAUUGAAAGUUUAUCGUCUGGAGUGAGUGGCGCAUGCGUGUCUGAUCCACGCGCCUCAGGCUGUGUCGCUCGAUUCUAUCAUGUGAAUACAGUAGGAACUUCACUCUGGAACUGCCUCGCACCCAGACGCUCUCUCUCGAUGAAAUUUUCGCCUCUCGUUUUUCUAUUUCCCAUUGUCCCUUGCGCUUCGUCAACAGUCACUCGCGUUUCGCACUCACCUCUGUGCGAAAAACGAAGCACCUGAGGAGGAGCCAGACUCUGGAACGAAACUCAUUCCGGAAUGAAAGUCAGUCCGUUAUCAUAUAAACAGUCCCUUAGAGAGUCAACAAAAAGGAGUAAAGAAGGCAUGCAGAGUUGCCUGUAGAUCAAAGAGGUUUUUUUCUUCAAUCCUCACAAUGCCUUUGACCUGUGAUAUACGGUAUCAAGGAUGAGGAAAAUAGAGGGAAAAACCCAAGCGACACCUGUAUGGGUGAAAAUAUUGCUUUCCUGUCCUAAACACCCUCCUAAAUCGCUCCUAAUUAAGACGAAAAUUUGCGAUUUACACCCGUACUAAGGCAGACGUCAAGCAUUCACGUCUCUUUCAUAUGAGAGUCCAGAAGAAAGAUGAUGUUAAUUACAGCUGUAAUUAAUGUCAUGAUGAAUUUCAAUUAAAUUAUAUUACUGGCUGGAGUCAAUAAAACGCCGACUCGGUGUUGGGGCCUUCUCGAAAAUCCGGGUAACUUUCGGGCCCGAAGCCAAUAUCCAAAGACUAAGAGAGCUAUUCUUUAAUCUUAGGUCUAACAAAUUAUUCCAUUUUGUUUUGUUACACGCCGGUAAGAUAACAGCCCAUUUUACAGUUACAGGUGGAAACGAGGCUGGAGUUGAUCUUGUUUUAAUUCAACCCCUUCUUCUUUAUUAUGUUGCUCUCAUGCUAACUAGUGUUUUUAAGCCAAAUUUGCAUUAGAAAAAGCAGGAGGUUUGUAUCAAAACAAGGUUAACCUCAACCUCACGUUCACUCAUGACAAGGGCCAGGACAAUAAGCCCACAACUGCAAAAUGGCCUAUUGAAACCACGAGUCUCCAGAUUUUUUUUUCGAAACAAUACCCUCAUACAUAUUAUAUUCGGAAGACAAACCAAAAAAGGAAAAAAAUACCGGUGAAUACCGAAAUGGCUGUGAAAUGAAGCUUUUAAUCGAUGAGAAAUCAACUGAAUCGAGACUAGACACUAUUCUUAGAAGUUCAGUGGAAGUUGCCAUCACGUUCCAUUCACUCCUAUUGCUGACGACAGCUGUGUACUAGUCCGGGCUUGUUUGCUAUCAGUCACUGGGAAAAAUGGAGGAUUUAAAACCGAUUUGUGAAGUUGAACAAAGUUCUUUCUGUGUGGAAUUACUCAAGCGACUCAACUUGCAACGAGGUCAGAAUUAUUUGUGCGACAUAACCUUGGUGGCGAACGGAGGGAAAGAAUUCAAGGCCCACAGAAAUCUGCUCUCGGCGGCGAGUCCGUUCUUCGAGAAACUUCUUCAGAGCGAGAUGAAAGAAAAAGAAGAAGGUGUUAUUAGGUUCGAAGACAUCUCAGAGUUGAUUCUCGCGGAUAUUUUGGAGUUCAUCUACACAGGAAGUGUCGAGAUAAAUGAAACAAACGCCACUGAUCUGAUUAUUGUUGCGGAAUAUUUACUCAUUGAAGGUUUAAAAACCAAAUCAGGGCGUUUUCUUGAGCAACAGCAAAUGACUUGCUCAAAUUGUAUUUCAACCCUUAACUUCGCGGAGAAGUAUCGAUGUGAAGAAUUAGUUAUUAACAGUACAAAGUUCAUGCUCGAAAACUUCGCCUCCGUAGCAGAAUCCGAGGAAUUCUUAAGCCUGAAAGCGGAAGACGUUGAGACGUGGAUUUCAAAUGACGAGAUUCGUUUAUCAGCUGAAGAAGACGUCCUCAAAAUAAUACUGAAUUGGAUCGAGCACGACAAAAGCGAGCGAAAAGAUAAGUUCAAAAAGCUUUUUGGACAAGUUCGACUAGUUUUGCUAUCGCGUGACUCUUUGCUAACUCUCGUUACGCACGAACUGGUUCGGAAAGACCCUGAUUGUUUGACGAAAGUAUUGGAAGCCAUAGAUGUAAUUCCUACCGCUAGCGAGGAUAUCAUUAAUCAGUCACCAAGAAAAAGACUUGAGACACAAGCCAUUGUAGUCGGCGGAGGAGAGUACCUUCUCUGUUACCUUCCACUGCUUCCAGAGAAAGACGCCUGGAAAACUAUGUCCAAUUUCACAAAGCCACAACAAAACCUAAGCCAAUACACAAAGAUGAUAAACUUUCAUGAUCAGUUAUAUACCUUUAAUGGCUGCAGCACUCAAAGAUAUGACCCUGUUUUUAACAUUUGGGCGACUUUGGAGCUGGGUAUUUCCCACCGUACAGAAUAUCUGGAUUGCCGAGGGCAACUCUAUGCCAUACACAUUGAUGAUAGUGAAACUACCGGUAAAACAUCCACUGUGAAAAAAUUCGAUGUGGAAUCGUACUCAUGGCUGUCUUUUCACUCUUCUGAAUCGGGCUGCCGGUAUGACUCUUGUAUUGUUGCAGCUGGUAACUGUCUUUAUGUUUUAGGAGGAGAACCAACGAGAAAUUAUUCACACCCAGAGUAUGUUACAGUGGCUGAAAGAUUCGACACUGUUGGGCAUCAGUGGGAGAAAAUUGCAGACAUGCAACAGGAAAGAGGCGAAGCAUUUGGUGUGGCUUUUCAAGGCAAAAUUUUCGUCGCAGGAGGGAAAGACAGAAGCCGGAAGGAACUUAAUAGUUGUGAGGUGUACAAUAUCACUACCGAUGAGUGGCAGUUCAUUGGAAGCUUGAAUGUUCCCCGUUCACACGGAAGCAUGCUGUGUGUGAAUGGAACAAUUUAUGUGCUAGGUGGUUCACGGCCUAGAUACGCAAAUGCAUACACAGUAGAAGUCUAUGAUCCAGUGGGGAACAAGUGGACCCAGAAGACCACCAUACCAGUGGAAAGAAUCCCUGAAAAAGAAAGGUCGUCAUUUACAGGCUGUGCAAUGAAACUCUCAAAAGGAGUACUUGAUAAAAUUGAAUAA
Molecule: messenger RNA, 9881 nt
Organism: Porites evermanni
Lineage: Eukaryota; Metazoa; Cnidaria; Anthozoa; Scleractinia; Poritidae
Source: the annotation of a GenBank genome assembly